Messenger RNA from Ictalurus furcatus (blue catfish), 4847 nucleotides. Its product is annotated as NACHT, LRR and PYD domains-containing protein 12-like. The transcript is spliced from 12 exons. Bases 645 to 3695 code for a protein of 1016 amino acids. The record is from RefSeq and is a predicted model, not a curated record. Gene Ontology annotation, molecular function: protein binding. Lineage: Eukaryota; Metazoa; Chordata; Actinopteri; Siluriformes; Ictaluridae.
GGUGUGUUUAAUUGCUGUGUGUGUUUUAAUGCUUUAGUGUUUUAUUUCUCUUCUGAUUGCAGUCCUGGUUUGUUAUUACUAAUGUUAUUACUAAAACACAAGCCAUAAAAUGUUAUUGUUUGUGCUGAUCACUGAGACUGAAUUAGUGAGUGUAAAAAAGUGUGUGUGUGUGUGUGUGUGUGUCCUGUACAGUAAGUGCUUGUGCCACGCAACAGUAUGUACAGUAUGUGGUUCCAACAUGUGAUCUCUCCAGCUGCAUGCAGAAAUAAACUAAAGAGUCUCUUUUACAGCAAAGUGAAAUGAGUUCAUUUCUUCAACACUAUUCCUGCAGAAUUCUAUGGGCGUGUCGCAACUCUCUUUUUCAGCGGCGCGAAGCCCCGCCCCGUUCUGCAGGCUUCAGCAGGUAGGGGGCGGAGCUAACGUCACAGGUAAAAGUGAAAGAGUUUCUCUCUCAGCCUCGACUCCAUUUUGUCUCUGUUGGAAAAGCAGAAAAACCUCAACACCAGGCAGAAACGGUGAUAUUAAUGUCACACAACAUGGACUGCUGAAUAAAAGAGUGUCAGUAAUUCCAGCAGAAGAGAUCAGCAUCUUCAGGACUCAGCUGUGUGUCCAUGAGCUGUCUGUGUUUACACUAAUAUUCAAACAUGGAGACCCCUGACCUGGACACAGAUAAUGUGACCCCGCCCUCAAAUAACCAUAAACUACAGAGAAAGAGAUCAGACUCCCCAGAACCCAGCUGUGUCUCCAUGAAGAGUGAUGUGUCUAUGGAGCUUCCUCAGACCUUUAGAAAUAAAGACUCCACAUCUGUACACAGUAAACUACAGAGAAAGAGAUCAGACUCCCCAGAACCCAGCUGUGUCUCUAUGAAGAGUGAUGGGUCUAUGGUUCCUCCUCAGAACUUUAGAAAUGAAGACUCCUCAUCUGUACACAGUGUUCUACAGAAGUCAGGAGACAGAAGAGAAAAGAACGCCAUCACAGCUACAGGACACGACCCGGAACCUGCUGCUGUAAAUGACUUCCAGAAAAAGUUCAAAUUAAAUCUGAUGAAGAAGUUUCAGUGUUUAAAUGGAGUGAUGAUAAACCCGGAAAACCGAAGACUCCUGAAUGAGAUCUACACAGAGCUCUACAUCACAGAGGGAGACAGUGGAGACGUCAAUAAAGAACAUGAGGUGAGACAGAUCGAGGCAGCAUCCAGGAGAACAACAACAGAGGAAACGCCAAUCAAAUGCAAUGACAUCUUUAAGCCCUUACCUGAUCAAGACGAACCCAUCAGAACUGUGCUGACAAAGGGAGUCGCUGGCAUCGGAAAAACAGUCUCUGUGCAGAAGUUCAUUCUGGACUGGGCUGAAGGGAAAGCAAAUCAGGAUGUCCAGCUCAUGUUUCCACUUCCUUUCAGAGAGCUGAAUUUGAUGAAGGACCAGAAACUGAGUCUGAUGGAUCUCCUUCAUGUCUGUUUUAAGGAGACAAAAGAAACAGAAAUGUCCAGUUUGGAAAAGGUUCUGUUCAUUUUUGACGGAUUGGACGAGUGUCGUUUUCCUCUGGAUUUCCAGAACACAGAGAGAGUGUGUGAUGUAACUGAAUCAGCAUCAGUGCAUGUGCUGCUGAUAAACCUGAUCAAAGGGAAUCUGCUUCCCUCUGCUCUCAUCUGGAUCACCUCCCGACCAGCAGCAGCUGAUCAAAUCCCCUCUGAGUGUGUCCAUCGAGUCACAGAGGUACGAGGGUUCACUGACCCACAGAAGGAGGAGUACUUCAGGAAGAGGAUCAGUGAUCAGAGCCUGGCCAAUAACAUCAUCACACACCUGAAGUCAUUAAGAAGCCUCUACAUCAUGUGCCACAUCCCAGUCUUCUGCUGGAUUUCAGCCACUGUUCUAGAGAGAAUGUUGGAUGAAGUAGAGAGUGGAGAGAUGCCCAAGACUCUGACUCAAAUGUACACACACUUCCUCAUCAUUCAGACAAACAUCAUAAGAGAAAAGUACUCAAAGAAGCAGGAGAGUGAUGAAGAAAUGCUUCUCAAACUGGGGCGACUGGCUUUUCAGCAGCUGAAGAAAGGCAACCUGAUCUUCUAUGAGGAAGAGCUGAGAGAGUGUGGCAUUGAUGUGAGAGAAGCAGCAGUGUACUCAGGUGUGUGUACGCAGAUCUUCAGAGAAGAGUUUGGACUUCACCAGAGUAAAGUGUACUGCUUUGUUCAUCUGAGCAUUCAGGAGCAUCUCGCAGCUCUGUAUGGGCACCUGACAUUCAUGAAGGAAAAGAGAAAUGUUCUUGAACAGAGUCGGGUCUUUAAGACAAUUUCAGAUGUCCACGAGAGUGCUGUAGAUCAGGCCUUAAACAGUGAGACUGGACAUCUGGAUCUUUUCCUCCGCUUUCUUCUGGGUUUCUCACUGGAGUCCAAUCAGAAACUCUUACAUACCUUAGUAACACAUACAGGAAGUAUCUCCCAGACAGGAAAGAGGAACACAGUACAGUACAUCAAGGAGAUGAUCAGUAGAAAUACCCCUACAGAGAAAUCCAUCAAUCUGUUCCACUGUCUGAAUGAACUGGAGGACAAUUCUCUAGUGGAGGAAAUCCAACGCUACCUGAAAUCUGGAACACAAAGUGAACUCUCUUCUUCACAGUGGUCUGCUCUGGUGUUUGUGUUACUGACAUCAGCAGAGGAGCUGGAGGAAUUUGACCUGAGUAAAUAUAUCUCUACAGAUAAAAUAAGAGAUGAGAUUCUUGUGAAGGUGAUGCCUGUGAUUGCAGCAUCCAGAAAAGCAAUGUUGUAUGAUUGUGGUGUCUCAGUUGAAGGCUGUGCUGCUCUGACUUCAGCUCUGAGAUCAAACCCCUCACACCUGAGAGAACUGGAUCUGACUGAGAAUAAACUAGGAGACUCAGGUGUGAAGUGUCUCUCUGCUGUACUGGAGAAUCCUCUCUGUAAACUGGAGAUACUGGGGUUGUGGGAUUGUGGUGUCUCAGAUGAAGGCUGUGCUGCUCUGACUUCAGCUCUGAGAUCAAACCCCUCACACCUGAGAGAACUGUAUCUGUCCUGGAAUAAACUAGGAGACUCAGGAGGGAAGUGUCUCUCUGCUGUACUGGAGAAUCCUCACUGUAAACUGGAGAUACUGAAGUUGGGUUGUUGUGAUAUCCCAGGUGAAGGCUGUGCUGCUCUGACUUCAGCUCUGAGAUCAAACCCCUCACACCUGAGAAAACUGGAUCUGUCUGUGAAUAAACUAGGAGACUCAGGAGGGAAGUGUCUCUCUGCUGUACUGGAGAAUCCUCACUGUAAACUGGAGAUACUGAGGUUGUGGGGUUGUGGUGUCUCAGGUGAAGGCUGUGCUGCUCUGGCUUCAGCUCUGAGAUCAAACCCCUCACACCUGAGAGAACUGGAUCUGUCUGUGAAUAAUAUAGGAGACUCAGGAGGGAAGAGUCUCUCUGCUGUACUGGAGAAUCCUCUCUGUAAACUGGAGAUACUGAAGUUGUAUGAUUGUGGUGUCUCAGAUGAAGGCUGUGCUGCUCUGACUUCAGCUCUGAGAUCAAACCCCUCACACCUGAGAGAACUGGAUCUGUCUCAGAAUAAACUAGGAGACUCAGGAGUGAAGAGUCUCUCUGCUCUGAAGAAUGAUGAACAUUACAAACUACAGACACUGAGACUACACACGUCUCAGCACCGAGUAGAACAACCUGUGACCCCUGGACAAAAUUAUCCUCAGUCCCAAUGAAAACCUGAGGGAUUAUUUGGAACAGCAGGUGAAAAACCACACGAACUCCAGCUGAACCCAGUCAGUGGAAGACGGAGCCGAAAUGGACAGGAACAGUUUCAUGACAUUGGUGGGAUUCUCACCUGACAGGAUUAGCAUCUGAGGAGUUUAUGUGAAGAAGCCCCUAGGAGACUCACCACAAGUCACAUUUCUCACUCCGUCCUUUAGUUGGUGUUUAAUAUAGUGUAGAUCUUUUUUUUCCAGGAUCAGAUCUAAUCUGUUCUUUAUUUUCUCUGAUAUCUGAUCCCCAUUUCUUUGCUAGUAUCAGCUGAUCAUACCCGGUAUGGCAUCAGUGCCUUCUCUAUUACUUAAGUGUACUCUACUUGCAAUAUUUUGAAGAAGUGAAUAUAUAAGUACAAUAUAAUUAUAUAAUACGAUAUUAUUUGUGCUGUAUAAAAUUAGUUCAUGUAUUUAACAUGAAUUUUUGUCUAACAUACUAUGCAAGAGCUUAUUUAGAUGUUAUUUCAGGUGUAAUGCUUAAGUGAUUGAGAGAGAGAAACACACACACAGAUCUGGAGAAAUGCAACAGUUUUUGCAAAAAUGUAUAACAAAAGCAUUUUUUUAAUUAAAUGUCAAAACAUUUCAUUCAUUCAGUUUUAUAUACAGUACAGUGAGAAUGUGUGAAUUAACAUAACUGCAGAGAGUGUGUGUGUGUGUGUGUGUGUGUUGAUGCCUCGACUGUUCCCUCCUUCACGAUGGCCAUCGCCAGGUUACGCGCCAGAGCCAAUCGCAGCAGCUCCAGCUUUGUGGACUCGACAUCAUCCUGAAACACACACACACACACACACACACCCCAUUUCAUAUCCUGUAUACCACAGAGAUUAUUCAGAUCUGGAUUCUGAUUGGUCAGAAGGUUUUGAUUAGUGUUCUGUAACAGCAGCUCUGACAGUAGUGCAGCUGUGAGUCCCAGGUCUAUAUUAAUGCUCUGGUUCUGAUACGUUAUCGUUUCUAUAGUAAUAUGGAAGUGAAUUUGUGCCAGAUGUACUGAACAUAACUUUUUAAGAAACGGACAAAAAUAUACAAUGAUAAAGAAGAAAAAAACUCAAACUGAAAACAGUGAACUCUGUAGCAAAGAUUUAACAUGUUCUUCAAAUAAACAGCGUUCUUUGUGAA